Schistocerca serialis cubense is the source of this 3068-nucleotide messenger RNA. It is a transcript of the gene Nct, whose product is annotated as nicastrin. The coding region runs from base 39 to 2201 and encodes 720 amino acids. The transcript has 13 exons. Gene Ontology annotation, cellular component: membrane. Gene Ontology annotation, biological process: Notch receptor processing; protein processing. NCBI's taxonomy places the organism in Eukaryota, Metazoa, Arthropoda, Insecta, Orthoptera, Acrididae. The record is from RefSeq and is a predicted model, not a curated record.
UCUUUGGUUUUUUAGACCCGUACGGUGUAAAAUGUCAAAUGUCAGUGGUUAAUAAUUUUGUAAUCAUGGGGAAUCAUGUGUUCUUUUGGAUUUGUUUAUGUGGUGUUUUGUUAUCUAUUUCGGAAGUUUCUCCUGAAAGAACAAAAGAUAAAAUGUACGAAUCUAUUGAUGGAGCGGCAGCUUGCUUCAGAAGACUGAAUGGAACUCAUCAGUUCGGCUGCUCAUCUUCCCGCUCAGGCAGUGUUGGUGCUAUACACUUAAUUGAUGAUGAUGAUGACCUACUGUGGCUUUUGAAUAAAGGGGAUGCUCCACCUUAUAUGGCUGUUCUUGGUCCUGAUAUGUUCAAGAGGGAUGUGCUGUUGCCAUUGCGUGAUUCCGGAAAGGUCAGUGGUGUGUUGCUCGCAUAUGACACAGCUACUGAUCUGCCACAACACUAUUCACCUGACGAUACCUGCCCCAAUCGGUACUCAGGACAGAAGAAGUGUGACGACAAUGCCCCGUGGAACCCUGAGGGAAUGGGACUCCUGCAAAUUGACUGGGGCUUUCCAAUGUUCUACAUCAAAAGCAAUUCUAAUGAUAGUUCUGGGAACCUGCGGAAGAUAAGAGAGUGUCACCAGCGCUAUAACAGCGCUGACACUCAGGCUGGAUGGACACUUUGUGCUAUAGAGAUGAAUUCAUACAUGUCUGCAGCUGUCAGUUCAGAAGUGUGUGUUAGGCGAAAUGGAGUGAAAAAUAAUUUCCAUCCAGGUGAGACACAGGUCCACGUGUGUGACGCUCUUAUUGACCGUAACGUUUGGGUGAGCCUACCAGCUCUCUCACGAAAUCGUCCAGAUGCCGCUUAUGAAAACGGAACGGUCAUCACGGUUUCAGCCCGAAUGGAUUCCACGUCUAUGUUUGACCAGGUGGUGCCAGGUGCAACAAGCCCAGUCACAGGUAUAGUGGCUCUGCUGGCCACGGCGCACGCCCUUUCCCAGGUCUUCCCCCAGGAUGACACACAGCAAUCGAGCACUGUUCUUUUCACACUGCUGCAUGGUGAAUCACACGACUACAUCGGAUCCCAGCGUCUCUUGUGGGAUAUGCUGCACGGACAGUUUCCACAUCCUCCAAAUGCCGGUAUUGAUGAUCCUGUACACCUGCUGUACCCAAACCAUCUAAAGCUCUUUGUUGAACUGAGCCAGCUUUCCAACAGGCAGCAACAUCUCACUUUCCACCCAGCAAGCAGUGCAAAUUACAUCAGGGCUCAUGCUCCAGUGAUGGACUUCAUGGGCAACAUGACGGAAUUUGGACACAACUAUGGAAUUACAUUUACUAAGUCAACUACAGACACACUGCCACCUGCUUCUCUACAGACGUUUCUUGUGCACGAUAACAAACUACCUGGUGUGGUUAUUGCUGAUCACGAAGCUGGCUUUACGAAUAGGUACUAUAACAGUAUAUUUGAUGACGCAUCGACACUCAACUACACAUAUUACAAUGGCUCUGUUCCACCUGAGGAUUCACUUGCAUCAUUUAUAGCUAACUUCUCUACAGUUUUGGCACAGUCAUUGUUCUACAUGGCAACGAAAACAAAAAACACUAAUGCAUCUGUUGAUGCAACUCUGGUGGAUGAGUUGCUCCAUUGCUAUCUAGAGAGUAUGAACUGCUCAAUCUUCAAUGCUGCAACAUUCCAGAGCAGAUUUGAAGAUAAGCCACCUACAUUUUACAUAGGUGUCAAUGCUUAUCCAAGUGUAAUGGCGCAGCUGACAGGGCAGACAUUGGCAUACCUGACGGGGCAGGUCACGAACAAAACCAAGGAGCAGUGUGUCGCUGAUCCUCAGAGCCAGGUAUACCAGUACCUUUGGAUGUCUGGCAAGAAUGAAAAUGGAAAUUCAACUGGUGUUUGUGUUAAGACUACAAUGAAUUAUUCAAUAGCUGAAAGUCCGGCAUUCUCAAUAGAAGGUUAUGAUUGGGCAUCGGGCCAGUACUCAACUUGGACUGAGAGCACAUGGAAUGAAUUCAGAGUGCGCAUGUUUCUCAAGCCAUCAUACAAGCAUGAAGUAGUGACCCUGUGCAUUGGUAUUGCCGUGAUGUUUUUCUCAUUUGUGAUUGUGUUCUUCAUUAAUACACGCUCACAUGUCCUGUUUGGUGAUGUGGUGUCCCAGGAGGAACAGUCGGUAUUUGGCGAUAUGACAGGAACGAUCAUUCAAAGCAAAAAAGUCUAGUAAACAUGGGCUCUAAAAUGCAUACCUUAAGGGCUGUGAGCAGGUGUUCCACAGAAGAGAUGUUUCACACCAGUGAAGAUGAACAAGUGCUCAUGGCUCUUAAGAUAUGCACUUCAGAGCCCAUGUUUACUCGACAUUUUUUUCUUGUUUUGAUCCGUACUACCACCUCUCAAAAUAUGGGAAGCAAAGAGCUUGCAGUAGAAGAGAUUUGUUUCGCAGUAUUGAAGAUGAAGAAGUGCUUAUAGCUCUUAAGGUUGGUGGCGGCGAGUUGCUAGGGCAGCGACGCAAAUCAGAUCUCCUUGACGACCUUUCCCCGGCUGAGUGACUCGCUGUCGCCCAUUGCUCAGCUGUAAGAGGUCGGCGUUCUAGGACACCUGAUUUGCGACAUCUGUAAGGACUGUUGGCAGUGCGUCUGCGCUGCUGGGUGCCCUGCCCCAAAUAUGUUAUACUCUUGUAACAUUCCACAGAAUGAAUUGGAACGUUGGAGUGAACGGUGGUGUUUUGAAGUGUGCGGUGUGCAGUGAGGUUCUUCCCUCUUAUUUUAUCACUGCUGUGAGCUUGUUAUAUUUGUAUGUAUACUGUAUUUUUAAACAAGAAUGUAAAUACUGAAUUAUUUAUUAAUAUCGUUGUAUAUAGGCCGUAACAGCUUUCAGUAAUGUUAGGUAUAUAGUCAGUGUGUGUGACUGAUUGUGUACAGCAAAUGUGUCAUUUGCUAAAUGUGCUUUCAUUAUUGUGUGAAGCUGUUCUUACUGCCACCAUGACUUUACUGGUUCCAGCCAAAUACUACUUAUUAAUUGUAAACUCAAAUGUUGUACUUAAAUUACAAUCUCUCUAAAACUUUUAUACAAAGUAAAAUAUAAAAUAUUA